AUGAUCACGCUCUACGAUCUCGCUUCCAAUCUCAGUCCCCAAGCAUGGUCCCCAAACACAUGGAAGACUCGACUCAACUUGAACGUCGCCGGGCUCCCUUACAAAACUAUCUACAUCGAGUACCCCGACAUCGCUGAACUCUAUCGCGAGCUUAAGAUUGAGGGGAAGUACAAACUUCCUGAUGGGACUAGCAAAUGCACGCUCCCGGUUAUCUACGACGAUGCUACUGGAUUGGCCGUGGCAGACUCCUUCGACAUCGCAAUGUACCUCGACAAGCACUAUCCAUCGUCUCAACGUACCAUUCCUCGAGGCGCCGAAACACUCCACGCCGCUUUCGCGGACGCCAUUACGCAGACGAUGCUCCCUCUCAAAACCUUCACCUAUCCUCCUACCAUGGCGAUCCUCAAUGAUCGAAGUCGGGAGUGGUUCGCACAGAACAGACUCAUGUCUCAUUUCGGCACAAGCGACCUUGGGAAGAUCAACGGCGAUUUGGUUGGAGAGGAGGGGAAGAAGGCUUGGACCAAAGUCGUGGUUGCUUUGCAUACGAUAGAGGGAUGGCUGAGGAGGAACGAUGAUGGUCCUUAUGUCAUGGGGAAGCACCUUUCGUUCGCCGACCUUGCGCUUGUGGCGUUCUUUAAUUGGUGUAGGACGGUUUGGGGGGCACAGAGUCAGAUGUGGAGCAACCUCAUCGGAGGGCAUAAUGGCCGCUUUGCGAGGUAUUUGGCGCUUUUUGAGAAGUACCAGCAGGUGGAGGGGACUGAUAGCUACGAUGUUAAAGUGCUGUAG
This is a messenger RNA of Coprinopsis cinerea okayama7#130, 786 nucleotides long. RefSeq lists its product as hypothetical. The transcript has a single exon. NCBI's taxonomy places the organism in Eukaryota, Fungi, Basidiomycota, Agaricomycetes, Agaricales, Psathyrellaceae. The record is from RefSeq and is a predicted model, not a curated record. Bases 1 to 786 code for a protein of 261 amino acids.